Molecule: messenger RNA, 3333 nt
Organism: Lineus longissimus
Lineage: Eukaryota; Metazoa; Nemertea; Pilidiophora; Heteronemertea; Lineidae
Product: ataxin-2-like protein
Exons: 18
Coding region: 269-2989 (906 amino acids)
Biological process (GO): cytoplasmic stress granule assembly
Cellular component (GO): cytoplasmic stress granule
Molecular function (GO): mRNA binding
Source: RefSeq, a predicted model, not a curated record
UGUAUUAGUACGCUUUGCCGAAAUUCUCCGCGGUGGUUGCAGAAAAAUCGCAAUUAAGACCGAUUUCUAAUUAUUCUAAUUGCCAAAAGUAAUUAUAUGUACUUGUCCAAGUGGUUAGCAACGAAGUCUACACAAAUGUAAAAAGAGAUGAGAGACUGAGUGUGACAAUUUACCAGUUCACCCAGCUGAAAAUCAUCAGCACACAGGAGGACCGAUCACCGAAUUUUGUCAAAAACACGGACACGAAAAAUUGAACUCCGAGGUCAAAAUGAGUACAAAUAAACGAAAAGGACGGGGAUCAAUGGGGUCUAGGACUGGGCGAACGAGGCCUGUAUUUGACAAAUCUGUCUUGACUGAAGGCGUUUAUGCGAAUGCAAGAUGGACACAUGCCUUUACAUCACUGAUAGGUAGUGUUGUACAAGUACAAGUAAAGAAUAGUAGCAUUUAUGAAGGAGUACUUAGAACGUUUUCUCCAAAGAUGGAGAUAGUGCUUGAAAUGGCCCAUAAAUGUGAUGAAGGCCAGUCCAUCGGACCCACAAAAGAUCGACUACUAGAAAAAAUCAUAUUCUCACACACAGAUGUAGUCACAAUUACAACUCUGAAUGUUGAUUUGGACUAUGCUAAUCGAGAUAACUUCACAGAUAGCGGAAUUAGUAAGUUCAAUGGUCAAGUGACUGCCAAAGAGCUCCAGCCAUGGGAGUGUGAUCAUGAUAUGGAUGAGGUUGGAGGAUUAGAAUCAAUGACGAUGGAUAGUUCGUCUCCAAAUGGGUGGGACCCACAAGAUAUGUUCCGAACAAAUGCUGAACAAUUCAAUGUGAAGUCAACGUAUGACUCGUCACUGCGCGAUUACACGACGGUACUAGAACAUAAAGACUCUCCUGAAUUCAAAGAGAAGGAGGCAAAAGCUCAGAAACUCGCCAAUGAAAUCGAACAGAAUGAACAAUAUAAAGCUAGAAUUGAAUUGGAAAAUAAUGAUGAAGAUGAGAAAAUUAGUGCUGUAGUUCGGCCUGAUGGUGGUAGUGCUUCACCUUCAUCGUCGUCGGGGAAGUAUGUCCCCCCACAAAUGAGGAAGAAUACUCAACAGAAUCGUGUGACGCGCGUGCCGGGUUCACAACUUGCGCAGUCGCCCCCUGUCAAGCAAGACAUCUCGCCGGAGGAGGAGAAGAAUAGAAAGAAUAUCUCAACUAAUUUAGAGGAUGUGCGGGUGACUAAGCCCAUGCAACAGGUAGAAACAGCUGCUCCCGAUUCAACCACUUCACGUGACUCUUCACCUGCUGUCCUAGUAGAAACUAAAACAGACAAUGGAAUUAACCCCUCACCUGCUGGCUCGCCAGAUGUCAAACAGGCACCAGAGUCAAAGAAAAGCCCCGUCUCACAGAAAAUACAAAAUGAUGAACAAUUAGCAGAACUAAAGGCAUUUAGCAAAAACUUCAAAUUAGAGAAUGAGAAGGUGGAGAAGAAGGAAGAUGACGCGAGGAAAGAAUCGAUGGAAGAACGAAGCGAAGAAAUGAAAGAAGAUGAUAAGACUAUUUCGAGGACUUCUACACUAAAUCCUCUGGCGAAAGAAUUUGUUUUUAACCCAAAAGCUCCUAUGUUUAUACCAAAACAACAGCAACAGCCAAUACCGAUCACUACACCACCUCGGCCUCAGACGCAAAGUCCUGUUGUGCAGCAUCCUCAGCAACAAGCUAUUACUCCAAUGCAUGGACAGGUGUUUCAUACAUCGCACUACAUGAUGCCAGGGCAGAUGGUAUCGAUGCCGCAAACACACAUCCCUACUGCUCAGCCUCAGCAACCCCCACAGAGAGGAGCAAAACGUGCUGUUGUAUCUGUACACCAACAGGAAUUCAGUCCCUCAACGGCUCAGGCAGUCAGUGCUACUGGCGCGCCAAUCUUGGCUCAGCCCCCUCCUAUACAUAAUCAAGCACCGCAGGGCUAUCAUAUGCCAUAUAUGACCCCGAUGGUUGGUCAGCACGGGGCUGGCACUCCUGUCGGCCCGGCACAUAUGAGUUACCCUCAGGUAAAGCAGGUGAUGCAGCUCCAAUCAGGCAAUCCACGACUAAUGAACCCACAGAAUGCGACCAUACCAUCUCAUCCAGCUCAGGGAAUGAACAACCCAGCAAUGCAACAACAAUCGGCCACUGCUGUCCUUGUUCCCGGAACGAUGCAUGGACAAGUGCCUCCGGGGCACCAACCUCCACAACAGGGCGGUCCCCAGCAACAGCCUCAUCAUCACCCUGUACCACACUACCAGCCGCAACACCAUCAUUCACGUGCCACACCACCCCAGUCCCAGCCUAGUCAUCCUGCACCAAGCCCAGCACACCAGCCAAACGCACCUCCGCCACCCCAGCAUCCGCCGCAUCAAGGACAUCCUCCGUCGUCAACGCCCACUCAGAUGAUGUACACUCACAGUCAGCAUAUAGCACCGUAUCCCCUGCAGCAGAGUCCUCACACACCGACGUCCCCGCAGACGAUGCAGGCAAAUAUGCCCUACUCGUACGCACAUCAGAUGCCCAAUCAUGGUGGACAACCAAUGACGUUGGCGCAUAUACCACAGACGUCUGUUAGUUUUUCAACGCAGCAUACACAUUCGCCGCAGACCCACCAGACACCUAGUAUGAUCAUGGUGGCGGGACCGCCUCACCAUCCUGGAGCACAAGCUGCUGUUCAACAUGGCCAUCAGCAGAUGCAACAUCAUCCACAGAUGCAAGGACCCCCUGUUCAUCCUGAGCGCCAUCGUUUCCCAUCAGUGCCAGCAGGACAUGCCGGUGCUAUGCACCAAGCACCUCAUGGUGCUCCGAUGGGCCACCCCCAGCAGACAGCGAUGGGAAUGGUGCCUGUCUCGCAAGCACCACCUCAGAUGCACCAUCACCAGGUGCACCCUCAUCCUCAUCCUCAUCCUUAUCAUACACAUCCACAGAGUAAGUACCAAAUAAUGCACACGCAAAAUCAUCCGCCAGUUCAAGCCUUCCAACCCAACCCUUAAGCAGAUAGUUUCUGAGUAGUGAGCAUCGGAAGUUUGCUGUUCCUCUCUUCAUGGAGUUUUUUCAUCUCUCCUUGCACUGACAUUUUAAAACAGCCUGGACUACAAUGUGUGUUCAACAGACUCUCGGGCUGAACACGGCCAACUAAACUAUUAUAUUAGUGAUUUCAAUGAUGAUCGAUUUUAAGUGUGAACCAUGCUGAAUGCAUGCAGAAGUGUUGGGAUUUUAGUUUGUAUGAUGCGCUUGUUAUUAAAUAGAGACUACAGAUUUAUACAGGAUGGAUUCUGUGGAGAGAUUCAUCAAGAUGAGGUCUGCGGAUCUGGGGAGUGAGACGGGGCAGGAAGGA